Molecule: messenger RNA, 2900 nt
Organism: Dalotia coriaria
Lineage: Eukaryota; Metazoa; Arthropoda; Insecta; Coleoptera; Staphylinidae
Product: cilia- and flagella-associated protein 58-like
Cellular component (GO): cytoskeleton
Source: RefSeq, a predicted model, not a curated record
GUCAAUUGUAUUGUUUUGUUUAUAAUUUAUCACUCAUACAAUUUCAAAACACCCAAAACGCUUACAAUUGAUUUACACUAACUUUAUUUUCAUAAAAGUAAAAAAUAUUUGGGAAACUAAUUAAAAACACAAUUAAACAUGAUGGACGACACGGAAAGCAUAAAAAUAGACUCCAUGGACGAGAUCUUCACUGAUUCCGACAACCAGGAAAAUACUUUCGCGCAAAUAGAAGCUGAUUACAACAAGCUAAUGUUGACCUUGUGUGAUGACCCCGCCCUGUCAAAAUACGCAGACGCAUACACCGCCUUGUUUGACUACGCCUACGGCGUCCACGUCAAGUCCCUCAACCUGCAAAACACCAAACAACAACUCGAAGAGGAAUACAACAGUACAGAACAACGCCUCGUGGAAACCUCACAAGUUCUCAUCAAAGACUCGCAUUUAAUAAGCUCAUUAAAAAAUCAAGUGCAGAUCUCCCACAAGUUACUAGACACUGCGCAUGAGCAGGAACAAGCCGCCAUGGAAGUGAUAGACAACCUACGACACACCAUCACAAGCCUACAAGGAGAAAUCGAGUUUAAAAACAAGAUGACUGUGGUUGAAGACGACGAAAACCCAACUGUGGCUAAACAUCGACAAGGAUUAGAACGCGAACGUGAAAAACUCUUGAAAGAAGUGGCGAGAAUGAACGAAAAGUUCGAAACAGCUUUGGAGUAUCAAGAAGAGUUGGAACAACGCACUGAUCAGACAGAUGCACAAAUACACGACGUAAUUGAACAGCUAGAGGACGCCACUAACGAAUUACAGAAAAACAAACGCGUCAAAGAACGUUUGGAGUUAGAACUUGAAGAUUUAUCGGAAGAUGUACAAGGAUUAACGAAAUACAUCCGAGAAAAAACCACAACAGUAUCAGCUGAUCAACAUGUAGUUGUAAAACUAGAAAAUGACUUAAAAGAACAAAUAUUAUCAUCGUCAAAGUGUAUAAACGAGUUGGCAAUAUGGAACCAGCGGUAUUGCAAGAUGGCCGACGAUCUAAACCAGGUUCUGUACUCGGCUAACACAGAAAAACGCGAACAUCUAAACCUCAAUCGUCGGCUUGGACUACAAACACACGAACAAGACAUGAUUAAGAAAGAUAUCGAGUUGCGCACGAUGCAAAAACACGCCGCGCUCGCCACCAAUGAACGCAUGCUGCUUGAAACUGAGAAGGCAAUAAAAGACCGUAAUCAGACACGUGAAGCCAUCGCGCAGCAAGAAGCAAUCGUGAUGAAUCAGAAGAUGUUGAAUGACACAUCCAAGAGGGAAAUUGUCAAUCGCAUACGUGAGAAGGACAUGAUCAGUCGCAAUCUUACACGGCAACAUGCUAUAACAAACACAACUAUACAACAUAUCGCUCUGCAACAAGGCGAAAGAAAGAAAACAGAGUAUAAAAUAGAUGCACAAGUUGAACAACAAAAACAACAGAAAAGACACAUGGCUUUCCUUGAACGUGAAAGAGACAGGUUGAAAGAAGACGCAGUUGAGAAAGCCAAUCAAAUCGAAGAUUUAAUGGAUGAGUUAAAAGCGCAGAAGUUGCAUAUGUUUGACAGUAAGAAAAGACUGUUGGAGAGUCAGAAUAAACUACAAAUGCAACACAAUGCAUUCGAUGCUUGUCGUAGUGACAAACGUUUUCGAAAAACACUGAGACAAAACAUGUCACAAGCACAAGCGUUAAAAAACAAAGUAUAUGACUACACGCGUAAUAAUGAAUUGAUAAAAAAUGAAGUGUUUUAUAAAGAGCAAGAAACCCAGGCAUGCGCAAACUAUAAUAAAUUAUUAGUAGUUGAAGUUGAGAAUAUGCGACAGGAAUUAGUUGAUAACACUAAAGAAAUACAUGAAUUAAAAGAGGCUAUUGCUUAUCACAAGAUGUUUACUAAAGAUUUAUUGUUGCAAAUUGAACAGGCUGACUUCAAACUGCGUGAAGAUGAUAAAACCAUCGCGACUUUUAUAAAUGAACGAGAUGUGUUGAGUGCACAGCUGGUAAGAAGAAAUGAAGAACUUGCUUUGUUGUAUCGUAAAAUGCACUUGUUAAAAACUAUGUUGGAGUAUGGUGAAGCGCAGUAUUCACGUCGUCUAGAUGAUCUUACAUUGCUCAAGCGUGAGAUCAUGCACAUCAGGCAGAAUAAAUCGGUGUAUGAGAAGAAGAUAAGUAACAUGAAUGAUUUUAAGGCUGAGGUGUUGGCCUUGGAGAAGGAUUUGACAAGGGAGAGGGUUAAGUCGAUGAGGUUAAGGGCGGAAAUGCAUAGUCCGAUGAAUAUUCAUCGGUGGAGUAAGCUGGAGGGGUCGGAUCCGGAUAUGUUUAAUUUGAUGAGGAAGAUUUUGCUUAUGCAGAAGCGUGUGCUGAGGCAUUCGGAUGAGAUUAAUGCCAGGGGGUUGCAGUUGAAGGAGAUGAAGAAGUUGUAUAAGACUAUGCGUAAGAUGGCGGCCAAGCAGCCGGGGCCGAAUAUUCAUCAGCGUAUGCGGUCGAUUAGUGACAAUUUGAAGGAGAGCAAGAUGCAAUCGAGGUAUUUGACAAAUGAACGUAAAGAAACAGAGGAUGAAUUUAACCGGUGUAGUCUGCAAUUGAAAACGGUGAGUCUGGAAUUACGCAAAGAGCGCCAGAAGUUGUUGAACGAGAAGAAAAUGCGGCGGCGAAACAUGCAGAACUUGCGGCGCGUGGAAGCGUAUGGACAAGAGGUUAUGAACAGUAUGGCGAAGUUGCUCAGCGAUAAAACUAUCUUGACUAUUGCUAUGAAAACUUCCGAUACUAGUAUGUCCUAAACUUUAACGGUUAAAAUUAAAAUAAAACGGGUUUUUCACUUUUGCACCAAAGAAAACAUAAUUAUUUUAAGGUUAUGUAUGCUUCCGAGCGUUUUUUACAU